Molecule: messenger RNA, 1002 nt
Organism: Acanthosepion pharaonis
Lineage: Eukaryota; Metazoa; Mollusca; Cephalopoda; Sepiida; Sepiidae
Source: the annotation of a GenBank genome assembly
AUGACAACGUACACCUACCAACCCAGCUCUGUAUCUGCCGACCAGCCCACUUUGAUAAAAAUCGACCUACUACGGCAUGCCUCGCUAGGCCCAUCACUUACAUGUAUCUGUGAGCUCCCUCUCUCUCCCCCCUCUCUCUCCUCCUCUCUAUCUCUGUGGGUUGUUCCUUCAGUAGGUGGGGAAUCAUGGUCCUCCACACGUCCUUUGGCUCUCAAAAUCUCAGGAGGGGACAAUAAGACUAUCUAUCUAUCUAUCUAUCUAUCUAUCUAUCUAUCUAUCUAUCUCAGUCUGUUCGUAUCUAUUUCAUAUGUUCGUAUCUAUUUCAUAUGUUCGUAUCUCUCUCAGUCUCUCUAUCUAUCUAUCUAUCUAUCUAUCUAUCUAUCUAUCUAUCUAUCUAUCUAUCUACGUCAGUUUGUAUACAUGUAUAUAUGUAUGUAUGUAUCCAUUUCCGUUUGUUUCUAUCUAUCUAUCUAUCUAUCUAUCUAUCUAUCUAUCUAUCUAUCUAUCUAUCUAUCUCAGUCUGUUCGUAUCUAUUUCAUAUGUUCGUAUCUCUCUCAGUCUAUCUAUCUAUCUAUCUAUCUAUCUAUCUAUCUAUCUAUCUACGUCAGUUUGUAUACAUGUAUAUAUGUAUGUAUGUAUCCAUUUCCGUUUGUUUCUAUCUAUCUAUCUAUCUAUCUAUCUAUCUAUCUAUCUAUCUAUCUAUCUCAGUCUGUUCAAUAUCUAUCAAAAUAUAUGUUCGUAUCUCUCUCAGUCUAUCUAUCUAUCUAUCUAUCUAUCUAUCUAUCUAUCUAUCUACGUCAGUUUGUAUACAUGUAUAUAUGUAUGUAUGUAUCCAUUUCCGUUUGUUUUUAUCUAUCUAUCUAUCUAUCUAUCUAUCUAUCUAUCUAUCUAUCUAUCUAUCUACAUUUGUUUGUAUACAUGUAUGUAUGUAUGUAUCUAUCCAUCGAUCUAUCUCCGUUUGUUUUUAUCUAUCUAUCUAUCUAUUUUCAAUACAAUUUUUGA